CCUACUUCCACCUGCACAAGCCAAUUUCCCAGCUCCGGCCCUGUUUUCCAGCGCCUGCCGCCUCUUUGUACACAUAUUUUGUAAGGUGCAAUUUUUAAUUCGCCUUUCUUUCUCUCACUCGCCCCCGCGACUCUGCCGCUCGCACUUGCAUUUUGACUCUUGCUCACGGCGGUCCUUUUGCUGAAAGACCUGACUUGCUUCCUCUCUGGACAUCGCUUCUUUUGCUGAGACAACGCGUUCUCCUGCAAAGGUGACCCUGUUAGCCAGCUUAUCCAGCGGUGAAUGAGUCAUUUGGCGGGUGCUCCGCCAGCAUCAGAGCGUCGACUCCUCCCAGCGUGAGCAGCACCAUCCUUGCGGCGACGAGCGCAGGGGCCAUUGUCGCCUCUCCAGCCGCCCCCGGAGGCGGAUCGAGCGCAGACCCGUGAGCGAAGCCACCCUCCCACCGCCAGGCGUGGCCAGCGGGCGCCGCAGCCGCCCCUCCCCCCAGACGAGCUAAUCUGAAGCAGUCGCCUGCCCCCACCCCAGGCCCCCGACAGGCCAAUCUGUCCGGGGGUGUGAGCACCAAGGGUUGCGCCCGACAGAGUGGGGGUUGCUGAGCGAGUCGUGACUGUGCCGGCAAAGGAAGAGGACGUGCCUCCACUGCUGCCCCCGACCGACUGCGAGUGAUAUGCAACCCGCCGGACAAGCGUGUCCCGCCGGCUGCCUACCUUGAAAGCGAGAGACUCGAACACGAUGUUGCACGCGGAGCGCGGCUCGACCACGAUUCACGUUUCGGCCCCCAGCGUACUCAGCACCCCUGCCUCCGGAAUGCCCCAGCGAUCGCCCUUCGCCAUCCAGGAGCUGCUCGGCCUCACGCAGCACCACGACACGCCCACGUCGGCGGCCAGUGCGGCCGUCGCGGCCGCUGUCAUCGCGGCCACGUCAACGGCCGCCUCCAGCCACCACCGCAGCCCCACGGCCGGCGUCUCGGCCAUCACGCCCAAUGGCUACCCGCCCCGCUUGCCCAACUUCUCGGGGGCCUCUGACCCCCUCGGCGCGGCCGCCCGCAGCAUGUACUUUAACGCAGCGGCCGCCGCCUUCCUGCCCAACUCGGCCGCCGGCAUGGUCAUGGGCCACCACCACCACGGCCACCACGCGUCGCACAACCCGCACGCGGCCUCGCACCACGGCAUGGGACCUGCAGCCACCCCGGGGGUCCUCGGCCUCAGCCCUGGCCUCAGGCACGACUCGGCCAACACUGGUGGUUUCCCGUCGCUGAAAAACUCGUUUGUCGGUGGAGGAUCGUGCAUGCCUGGACUUGGCCACCUUGACGCUGCCAAAGACUACGCUGACGGGCUAUCUUUCAAUAAGAAAAAGAAGAAGAAGAGAAGGCACAGGACAAUAUUCACAAGUUACCAGUUGGAGGAGUUGGAAAAGGCUUUCAAAGAUGCUCACUACCCUGACGUCUACGCCCGCGAAAUGCUGUCCCUAAAAACAGAUCUCCCUGAGGAUAGAAUCCAGGUUUGGUUCCAGAAUCGAAGGGCAAAGUGGCGCAAAACGGAAAAGUGCUGGGGCAGAAGUACAAUAAUGGCCGAAUAUGGACUGUACGGAGCGAUGGUCCGGCACUCGCUGCCCUUGCCAGAAACCAUCCUGAAGAGCGCUAAAGAAAAUGAGUGCGUCGCACCUUGGCUACUUGAUCCCGCAGGCAUGCAUCGUAAAUCCAUAGAGGCAGCGAGCACUCUCAACUCGGAGGAGUCGGACUCGAACAAGGAAGGAGGCGUCGGAGGCGGCAACGGAGGCGGCACCUCGAGCAGCAUCGGCAGACCCGAGUCGGCGUGUUCGCCGUCGGGCGGUGGCGACCGCAGCGGCGACGAGCUGAGUUGCAGCAGCGGGGGCAGUCCGCCCCCGCCGUCGAUGCAGUCGUCCGCCCCCGGGGGCCCCCAGCCCCACAUGCUGGGCGACCCUGAGCAAUUCCGCAACAACAGCAUCGCGUGUCUGCGCGCCAAAGCGCAAGAGCACAGCGCCAAAAUCCUCAGCGACGCCGUCAGGCGGUCGGCGGCCGCGGCCGUGGCCGCCGCCACCCUCCUGCGCAACGACUCCCAGGCCGGAGGCCACCUCAGCGGCCACCAUCACCACCACCACCAACAGCAGCAGCAGGAACUGCUGGCCGCCGCUUCGGCAGAGUCAAGUGCGAUUUUCUGACAGCAGCGCCUCGACGGUGGCGCGGCGGCCGCUGCGGCGGCGGCCAGAGCUGCGGCCAUCGUCGACUGAACGGUCCGGAGUUGAAGUUGUUGGACACGUGCGAAUAUAAGAGAACAUGAUGGACGCUGGUGAGAGAAACUAGUGCAAAGUAUAUUUAUUGUGGAAAAACGUACAUAGUUGACUACGUGCAAAUUUGAUACCAAAUAUUGAUUAUAGCGUUUAAUUGAUGAAUCAGAAGGUGAAUUAUAGGGCGGUGCUUUUCAGUCCUAUUUUGCGAGUCAGAGAUUUGAUUGAAUGGGGUAGACACAAAAUUCAUAGAUAAAACAAGAAUUUAACGGAUAAUUUUAAAAAUCAUUUUUCUAAAUAAUUUUUAAUGAAAUGAAAUUCUUUCCGAAACAUGACAAGGCAAAAUUUAGUAGUUUUUCAAAUUAAAUAUUUCAUAACUUCUCACAAUGCUAAUUUGAUCUAACUAUCUUUCUUUUUCAAUCAUAAUUUUUACGUCCUGAUCUCUAACUCCUUAUACUUAUGGUUAAAUAUAAAACUCGCUUGAUAAAAUGAUAUUGAAAAGUCUCAAUAUAACUGAACAUUUUUAUUUCAUUUAAGACUUGCUGAAGCAACGACGAAUUUUGCAACUGCUACACAAUAUAUUAAAAAGUAAAAGGAGUGCCUGUUUACAUGGUCAAAAUUCAAAUCUCGGUUCAAAUCGCAAGCCGAUUAUAAAAUGUUUACGGUCACAUUUCAUCGCCAAGAACGCAGAACAUUGCUAUCGAAAUAAAGUACUCUUUUCAGCAUACAAUGUGCACUCGCAGCUCAUUCGAAUACAAUAAUGACGAAACAUGAAGUAUAAUAUGUAAUUCCUAAUCAACGAUUAAGGCCUUGUUUAUAUACAUAAAUAUAUUCCAAAAACAAACUCACACAAUAAUGAUGAGAACGAAACGAAGAAUAAUUGAUUCAAACUUACUUAGUCAUUGCAAAGUGUAUUUAACUAAAGAUAAAAAAAAUAUAUAUUAAUUAUGUAAUUGACAAAGUUCUCUAUCACAUGCAAAGCUGAAAUGUGUUUUACUCGAAUUACGUCGAUGAUUAAAAUUACAAGGCGGUUAAUUUUAAAUGUGGAUUCGUGUGUUUCAUGUGGCAGCAGCAUCAGAACAGACGGAAAAAUACUCUGACAAUUAAUCAAUGAAUUGACAUUUUAAGAGAUUAAUUAAAUUAUUGUAAUAGUGGUUACGCGGCAAUUAAAUUAUAAUCAAUGUAUACUCUCUCUCAAUAGCUCUACUCUUGUACAUAAUGACAAAACUGAAUUCUAGCCAAACUUGCAGGGGUGCGGCGCCACCCCGCAAGAGCUGCGCGCAUACAAUAUUAUAUACUCACUAUAAUGUUAAUGGUGUCUGUGUUAUGUAUUAAUUCAAUAAAAAUUACAAUUGACGACGGAUCGAUAGAUUAGACCAAAAAUGGAAAGAAAACAAAAUAUUUGGAACCCUUUUCAGAGAAUAUUUUAAUUUCUUGCAGUGGAAAUAUUGUACAAAAUUAAAUAAACAAAAUGUUUCUGUUGAUUUAUGUUGUUUUUCAAAUGAAUAUUGUUUUGUACAUGUUUGGUUUUUAAGAGGAAUUGCAAUUUUAUGAGGCGUGCGUACUUGAUGAAACGCGAGAAUCGAACAAAUAUGUAUAACCGUGAAAUUUGAAUAAAAAUAGAUUUGUGAAUGGA
Neocloeon triangulifer is the source of this 3883-nucleotide messenger RNA. It is a transcript of the gene Vsx2, whose product is annotated as visual system homeobox 2. Gene Ontology annotation, cellular component: nucleus. The coding region runs from base 733 to 2181 and encodes 482 amino acids. The record is from RefSeq and is a predicted model, not a curated record. Lineage: Eukaryota; Metazoa; Arthropoda; Insecta; Ephemeroptera; Baetidae. Gene Ontology annotation, molecular function: sequence-specific double-stranded DNA binding; DNA-binding transcription factor activity, RNA polymerase II-specific. Gene Ontology annotation, biological process: regulation of transcription by RNA polymerase II. The transcript is spliced from 7 exons.